Molecule: messenger RNA, 345 nt
Organism: Eruca vesicaria subsp. sativa (arugula)
Lineage: Eukaryota; Viridiplantae; Streptophyta; Magnoliopsida; Brassicales; Brassicaceae
Source: the annotation of a GenBank genome assembly
AUGGAGAUGAUGCUUCUUUCUUUCGUUGGACUUGCUGUUCAGUCGCUUUGGGUUGAACAAGGGACAUGUGUGGUUUGGAUAAAAGGGUCUUACUCUGAAAGAAACCAGACAAAUGGAGUUUUUGUCGCACGGAUGUCCACAUGGACCCUGAAGUCUAGCCGGAUCCAAGAAAAAUUUGAUCCUUGUAGAUGGGAUAAGGGGUUUAUACCAAAAGCUGAUGCCUUCCUUCCUUUUGGUGCUGGAGGCCAUGUGUGUCCAGGAAAUGAUCUCGCUAAACUCGAGAUUUCAAUUUUUCUUCAUCAUUUCCUCCUCAAAUAUCGGUUAAGUCUUGCAAAGUUUGAAUAA